Striga hermonthica is the source of this 432-nucleotide messenger RNA. The record is from the annotation of a GenBank genome assembly. Lineage: Eukaryota; Viridiplantae; Streptophyta; Magnoliopsida; Lamiales; Orobanchaceae.
AUGGGCACAAGAAUUACACAAAGCCCAGAUGCAUUUGUUGAUGAUAUGAUCAAACAUCUAAAAGCCCAACUUACGAGACUCUACCAACUUGAUGCCCGGAAGGUCGUCGUGGGAAAUGAAUUAAAUGAAAAUCUUGAAGGAGCCACUUUUGUGCUUGCCAAUGUGUAUGAUCUUGUCAUGGAACUCAUCACCAACUAUGCAAAAUACGGAUUUACAAGCGCGAGCAAAGCAUGUUGUGGCGAUGGGGGCCCGUAUGCUGGGAUAGUACCGUGUGGACCUGCUUCGAGCAUGUGUAAGGAUCGAGACAAAUACGUGUUUUGGGAUCCAUACCACCCUAGUGAAGCUGCUAAUGUCAUCAUCGCCAAGCAGCUACUUGAUGGAGACGCAGGAUACGUAUCUCCUAUUAAUAUACGUGAGCUUUGGAAUCUUUAA